This is a messenger RNA of Merops nubicus (carmine bee-eater), 3392 nucleotides long. RefSeq names its product regulatory associated protein of MTOR, complex 1 (gene RPTOR). The transcript is spliced from 29 exons. Gene Ontology annotation, biological process: regulation of autophagy; positive regulation of cell growth; TORC1 signaling. The record is from RefSeq and is a predicted model, not a curated record. NCBI's taxonomy places the organism in Eukaryota, Metazoa, Chordata, Aves, Coraciiformes, Meropidae. The annotation marks the transcript as partial. Gene Ontology annotation, molecular function: protein binding; protein-macromolecule adaptor activity. Gene Ontology annotation, cellular component: cytoplasm; TORC1 complex.
GCCAGGUACAAGCAGAGCCUGGAUCCCACGGUGGAUGAAGUGAAGAAGCUGUGCACGUCCCUGCGCCGCAACGCCAAGGAGGAGAGGGUCCUGUUCCACUACAAUGGGCACGGGGUGCCCAGGCCCACAGUCAAUGGGGAGAUCUGGGUCUUCAAUAAGAACUACACCCAGUAUAUUCCUCUGUCCAUCUAUGACCUGCAGACUUGGAUGGGCAGUCCUUCCAUCUUCGUCUACGACUGCUCCAACGCCGGCCUCAUCGUCAAGUCUUUCAAACAGUUUGCACUACAGAGGGAGCAAGAGCUGGAGGUAGCUGCGAUUAACCCCAACCACCCGCUUGCUCAGAUGCCUUUGCCACCCUCCAUGAAGAACUGCAUCCAGCUGGCAGCCUGUGAGGCCAACGAGCUGCUGCCCAUGAUCCCUGACCUGCCAGCCGACCUCUUCACCUCAUGCCUUACUACACCCAUCAAAAUUGCCCUGAGGUGGUUCUGUAUGCAGAAGAGUGUCAGACUGGUGCCAGGAGUCACACUGGAUUUAAUAGAAAAGAUUCCUGGAAGGCUGAAUGACAGGAGGACUCCCCUGGGAGAGCUGAACUGGAUCUUCACCGCUAUCACAGACACCAUCGCCUGGAACGUCUUGCCGAGAGAUCUUUUCCAGAAGCUUUUCAGGCAAGACCUGCUCGUGGCCAGUUUAUUCCGUAACUUUCUCUUGGCAGAGAGGAUCAUGAGAUCCUACAACUGCACCCCCGUGAGCAGCCCUCGUCUACCUCCCACCUACAUGCACGCCAUGUGGCAAGCGUGGGACCUUGCAGUGGAUAUUUGCCUUUCCCAGUUACCUACAAUUAUAGAGGAAGGAACGGCCUUCAGGCACAGCCCCUUCUUCGCGGAGCAGCUGACGGCGUUCCAGGUGUGGCUGACCAUGGGCGUGGAGAACCGCAACCCCCCCGAGCAGCUCCCCAUCGUCCUGCAGGUGCUGCUGAGCCAGGUCCAUCGCCUGCGAGCCCUCGAUCUCCUGGGAAGAUUUUUGGAUCUGGGUCCCUGGGCCGUGAGCUUGGCCCUGUCUGUUGGCAUCUUCCCCUACGUGCUGAAGCUACUUCAGAGUUCAGCUCGUGAGCUGAGACCACUCCUCGUCUUCAUCUGGGCCAAAAUUCUGGCAGUGGACAGUUUGUGCCAAGCUGACCUGGUGAAGGACAACGGUCACAAGUAUUUCCUCUCAGUUCUGGCAGAUCCCUACAUGCCAGCUGAACACAGGACAAUGACAGCUUUUAUCCUGGCUGUGAUUGUUAACAACUACAACACUGGGCAGGAAGCUUGCCUUCAAGGAAACCUGAUUGCUAUUUGCCUGGAGCAGCUGAAUGAUCCACAUCCUCUCCUGCGUCAGUGGGUGGCCAUUUGUUUAGGACGCAUUUGGCAGAACUUUGACUCAGCCAGGUGGUGUGGGGUGAGAGACAGUGCUCAUGAAAAGCUCUACAGCCUCCUCUCGGAUCCAAUCCCAGAGGUCCGCUGCGCUGCAGUCUUCGCACUGGGAACCUUUGUGGGCAACUCUGCUGAGAGGACUGACCACUCCACCACCAUCGACCACAACGUGGCCAUGAUGCUGGCCCAGCUCAUCAACGACGGGAGCCCCAUGGUCAGAAAGGAGCUGGUGGUGGCUCUGAGUCACCUGGUGGUUCAGUACGAGAGCAAUUUCUGCACUGUUGCCUUGCAGUUCAUGGAAGAAGAGAAGAAUUACCCCCUCCCUUCUCCAGCUACCACAGAGGGUGGGAGCCUGACACCGGUGCGCGACGGUCCCUGCACGCCCCGGCUGCGCUCCGUCAGCUCCUACGGGAACAUCCGAGCAGUCACCACAGCUAGGAACCUGAACAAGUCCCUGCAGAACCUCAGCCUGAACGAAGAAUCUGGCAGCUCUGUUGCAUUUUCUCCUGGGAACCUCAGCACCAGCAGCAGUGCCAGCAGCACCUUGGGCAGCCCUGAGAAUGAGGAGUAUAUCCUGUCGUUUGAGACUAUUGACAAGAUGAGACGAGUCAGCUCUUACUCUUCCCUGAAUUCACUGAUAGGUGUGAGUUUCAACAGUGUUUACACCCAGAUUUGGAGAAUACUCCUUCACUUAGCUGCUGACCCCUAUCCCGAUGUCUCCGACUUGGCUAUGAAAGUUCUCAACAGCAUUGCCUACAAGGCAACAGUCAACGCUCGCCCCCAGCGCAUCCUGGACACCUCCUCGCUGACCCAGUCUGCCCCGGCCAGCCCCACCAACAAGGGCAUGCACAUCCACCAAGUGGGAGGGUCACCUCCAACCACGAGCACGAGCAGCUCCAGCCUGACGAACGAGGUGCCGAAGCAGCCGGUGCCGCGGGACAUGGCCUCGGUGCGACCCGCCAACGUGGGCAGCGUGGGGGUCCAGUACACCCCCCACUCCCACCAGUUCCCCCGCACCAGGAAGAUGUUUGACAAGGGGCCAGAGCAGACCGCUGAUGAUGCCGAUGAUGCCGCAGGACACAAGAGCUUCAUCUCGGCCGCGGUGCAGACGGGCUUCUGCGACUGGAGCGCCAAGUACUUCGCUCAGCCCGUCAUGAAGAUUCCAGAAGAGCAUGACCUGGAGAGCCAGAUUCGCAAGGAGAGGGAGUGGCGGUUCCUGCGCAACGCUCGUGUCAGGAAGCAAGCCCAGAAGAUCAUCCAGAAGGGCAUUUCCCGGCUGGAUGAUCAGAUCUUCCUCAACAGGAACCCGGGCGUCCCCUCCGUGGUGAAGUUCCACCCCUUCACACCCUGCAUCGCCGUGGCCGACAAGGACAGCAUCUGUUUCUGGGACUGGGAGAAAGGGGAGAAGCUGGACUACUUCCACAACGGGAACCCUCGUUACACCAGGAUCACAGCCAUGGAGUACCUGAAUGGCCAGGACUGCUCCUUGCUGCUGACUGCCACAGAUGAUGGUGCCAUCAGAGUGUGGAAGAACUUUGCAGACCUGGAGAAGAACCCAGAGAUGGUAACGGCCUGGCAGGGGCUGUCAGACAUGCUGCCAACCACACGAGGUCUGGCCCGAAGGGUUUCAAUCUAUCUUGACAGAAGUAAGCAGGGAGGAGCAGGAAUGGUAGUCGACUGGGAACAAGAAACUGGGCUCCUGAUGACGUCGGGGGAUGUGAGGAUAAUCCGGAUCUGGGACACAGACAGGGAAAUGAAAGUCCAGGACAUCCCCACGGGGGCAGACAGCUGCGUGACCAGCCUCUCCUGCGACUCCCACCGCUCGCUGAUCGUGGCGGGGCUGGGCGACGGCUCCGUCCGGCUCUUCGACAGGAGGAUGGCCCUGAGUGAAUGCCGUGUCAUGACCUACCGGGAGCACACAGCCUGGGUGGUGAAAGCCUACCUGCAGAAGCAUCCCGAGGGCAACAUCAUGAGCGUCAG